AUGGUGUUCGACAGCGACCCCGGCGUUGAAGAUAUCGUCGAACCGCGCGCGUCUUUGUUCGUUGGGAGCGUAGAGUACGUGGUUGACCUCCGGCAGGAAGCGAGUGAUUGUAUAGCGGAGACAGUGCGGCCAGAGAGUGCUCAAAAGCAGGAGAAAGUUAGGACUAAGGAUACUGAUAGUUCGAGAAAGGAGGGUAAUGUUGAGGUCUUACCUCAAGGGGAUAAGGGUGAGGAAUCCAGUUCUUUUCAUGGAAAAGAACAACCUAGUGUUACAGAGGGAUUAGGGUCUGAGAAAGGAACCUGUAGCCAAAGUCCUAAAGUUCUCACCCCUACAGAUGAUAAUCUGCAAGGAAAGCAGGAGUGCGAGCCAAAUUUAAGGGACUUAAUAGCAAACGUUCGUGAGUUAGCUGAUUCAGUGGUCCAUUGUAGAUUCAUGUUCGAUCCCGGUAUCUCUUAG
This is a messenger RNA of Striga asiatica, 456 nucleotides long. NCBI's taxonomy places the organism in Eukaryota, Viridiplantae, Streptophyta, Magnoliopsida, Lamiales, Orobanchaceae. The record is from the annotation of a GenBank genome assembly.